UCUGCUUUUCAAACACAUUCAUCUCCUUGCAGCUUUCAACAUUUUUGAGUACCUAAUUUCAUAAACAGAGGUUCUUUUCUUUACAGACACUUCUCAAAACAUAUACAAAAAUGAAAGGAGGGGGAAACAAGAAGUGUUUAGGCUAUGUUGCUAUUUUCAUCGUGUUUCAAAUCAUAGUGAUCACGAUCUUCGCACUCACCGUGAUGAAGGUAAAGGGUCCCAAAGUUAGGUUCCAAACCCCAAUUACCGUCUCAAACAUCAACUCCGGCAGCUCAACCUCUGCAUCUUUCAGCGCUGAUUUGGUUACCAAAUUUGCUGUCAAGAACACGAACUUCGGUCACUUCAAGUACCCCAACAGCACUGUCUCAAUCUUAUAUGAAGGCCAAGUAAUCGGGUCCGCUGUUGUCCCCAGCCAGAAAGCCAAAGCUCGAUCGACAAGGAGAACUGACAUCACCAUUAGCAUCGACUCGAGCAAGUUGUCCGGAACCACGAACCUCCCAAGCGCCAUCAACGCUGGGGCUAUACCCCUGACCAGUGAGUCCACCUUGAAGGGGAAGGUUGAGUUGAUCAAGAUCAUCAAGAAGAACAAGUCUGGCAAAAUGAGCUGCACCAUGACGCUCAAUUUGGCCUCCAAGGCUGUUGAUGACUUGAAAUGCAAGUGAGCAAAUGUGUCGUAGAUGUAGAAAUGGGGGAGCUUGUGCACGCUUUGUUACUAUUUAUUUGUUUGAUCGAUCUAGCUAGUACUAGUUAAUUGUGUAUCUUUUCCGUUAAUUUUGAGUAUUGGAGAUGUACCUUGUAGUUGGCAUUUGGGUUAUUGAGUUGAUUAUAUAUACAUUCUUUUACA
Argentina anserina (silverweed cinquefoil) is the source of this 844-nucleotide messenger RNA. RefSeq names its product late embryogenesis abundant protein At1g64065-like. Bases 111 to 662 code for a protein of 183 amino acids. Lineage: Eukaryota; Viridiplantae; Streptophyta; Magnoliopsida; Rosales; Rosaceae. The record is from RefSeq and is a predicted model, not a curated record. The transcript has a single exon.